Theileria orientalis strain Shintoku is the source of this 744-nucleotide messenger RNA. RefSeq lists its product as hypothetical. The coding region runs from base 1 to 744 and encodes 247 amino acids. The transcript has 4 exons. NCBI's taxonomy places the organism in Eukaryota, Apicomplexa, Aconoidasida, Piroplasmida, Theileriidae. The record is from RefSeq and is a predicted model, not a curated record.
AUGAAGACUAGUCUUAAAAACGCCUCAAAUCCCUACAACUUGAAGAACUUUGAGGACUUUUUAAGCUUCGACCACGCCAACCACUCUUUUGACAACAAUGAGGAGGCCGACUUUCUACUUUCUAAUAUAAGCUCGCCGACCGCAGGCCUGAACCAGCUUCCCAACGGACUUCACCAGACUUUAAGUGGCGUCCAGCCUCCCAAUCUUUUGAACAUGAGUCGUUUCGAAGGUUGGACAAAUCAACCCUUCAGUUUUUCCAAUGAAGAUAACUACGACAACACCAACGAUGUAUUACUCAAGUACCUCAAUAGAGGCGAAUCUCAAAAAAACUAUAGUACCUUUGACGACUAUAAAGUCCUAGAUUAUCUCAUUGGGGACAAGAAUAAAAAUGAUUACAAAGCCGACAAUUCUAGUGACUCAAGGUCUAAGGAUGGCUACUUUAACUUUGACGAGCUUGCUCAGCUGUGUGACAACAUGAUGAGGAGUGACAAGUCUCCUCCUUCAGAGCCUCUCAAGAAGAUGGACUUUCCUAGUAGGGCUGACUUCCGCUCCAACUUCGAGCGACGCUACUCUCACUUAGACCAUUACAUCCGUGAGGGUUCUGGGACGAUUUUGAAGAUUCUUGAGGCCAGUCAGCUUUGGAUAAAUCACACGAGUGCUGAGAAGGUUCCCAUCAGGCUGCGUAAACAGUUUACCAAGAAUGACAACUUUGUUGUUUUAAUCAGGAAGCAGCCUUUUAACUGA